AAACCAUUGUGCAUCAAUCAAGCCCUUCUUGUUCAUACAUCAAUUCCUUUACUGUACUGUAAUCAUGGCUUCCUUCAUGAAACAGCUCAGCCUUGUCCUUAGUUUCAUAGCCUUAGCCCUAGCAGGCUGCGCUGUUUACCAAAACACACAAACCGCCAUGAAAGACCAGCUUAAGCUUACCCCUACGUGGCUGGACACGACAUUAAAGUCGACCAACCUGUUGUCGCUUGGUCUUGGGAAACCCUCCGGCGGUAUGCUCGGCGAUGAAGCGUGUGUAUUCUCGGCCGUUAAGGAAGUAGUGGUCGCCGCCAUUAAUGCAGAAGCUCGCAUGGGUGCUUCCCUCAUUCGUCUCUUCUUCCAUGACUGCUUCGUUGAUGGUUGUGAUGCAGGUCUUCUGCUCAACGAUACGGCUACCUUCACCGGAGAACAGACCGCCGCCGGCAAUCUUAACUCAGUCCGAGGUUUUGGGGUAAUAGAACAAGCUAAACAGAAUGCGAAAACCAAAUGCCCAAACACGCCUGUAUCUUGUGCCGACAUUUUAUCCAUUGCUGCUCGUGAUUCUUUUGAGAAAUUCAGCGGCGCAACGUACACGGUGACACUGGGAAGACGGGACGCUCGAACGGCGAACCUCACCGGAGCUAACACCCAACUCGUCGGACCAAACGAAGUUUUGUCGUCUCAACUCAGCAAAUUUGCGGCGAAAGGGUUUAACGCGACGGAGAUGGUGGCCCUGUUAGGUUCACAUACAAUCGGGUUUGCGAGAUGUCCGCUUUUGUGUAUUAGCGCUUUCAUUAAUCCGGCUCGGGUCUCCACUCUGAAUUGCAACUGCUCGGGAACUGUGAACAGCACCGGGUUGGUGGGCCUGGACCCCACUCCGACAACGUGGGACCAACGCUAUUUCUCCGACGUCGUUAACGGUCAAGGCCUUCUGUUUUCCGACAAUGAGCUGUUGAAAGGCAACACCACCAACGCCGCCGUGAGGAGGUACAGGGACGCCAUGGGUGCUUUCCUCAACGACUUCGCCGCCGCCAUGGUGAAGAUGAGCAACCUGCCACCGUCCCCCGGAGUGGCGCUCGAAAUCCGCGACGUUUGCAGCAGGGUGAAUGCCAACUCAGUUGCAUCCAUGUGAAGAAUUGAGAUUCUUCUGAAAUAAUCUUAUUUCACCCGUGGUGAAUUGGAGAAUCUUAAUAUAUCAAAAAAUAAGAAGAUGAAGAAAAAA
Molecule: messenger RNA, 1219 nt
Organism: Ipomoea nil (Japanese morning glory)
Lineage: Eukaryota; Viridiplantae; Streptophyta; Magnoliopsida; Solanales; Convolvulaceae
Product: anionic peroxidase
Exons: 3
Coding region: 65-1129 (354 amino acids)
Biological process (GO): response to oxidative stress; hydrogen peroxide catabolic process
Molecular function (GO): heme binding; peroxidase activity
Source: RefSeq, a predicted model, not a curated record